GAGAGGGAGAGAGAGGAGUGUAAUGUGUGUGUAUGUGAGUGUGUGUGAGUGUGUGGAUGAGGAGGGCUUUCUCUCUCCCUUUCAGUAUUCAGUUAAUCCUUCUGUCAGUUAAUGUUAAGGCAGCAUUUUAAGUGCUGGAUAGGGAAAGAAAGAAGAGCCAAAUAGCAGCAGACACAGCAGCCAAGGAAGAGAGGAGAGAACAUCACAGAGCAGGACUGGAGCAAAGGAAUUAACCACAACAAUAAUAUAUAUAUAUAUAUAUUCAUUAAUAACUGCAAUUCAUAUCUAAGCCCCCCCAACUCGCUACCAUAGCUGGAACCUCCCCCACCACCAAGCCAGGCCUGGGGGGACAACAGAGGAGAAGACUUCAAAAACAGAGAGAAAGAGAAAGGAGGAGGGGAGUCCCUUAAAUCUAUUUUUUGUUUUUUUUUAAUUUUUUUUUUUACUGGGAAGUAGGGUUAAUCUUCUUCUCUUCGCCAAUGCAAACGGAAAUAUGCUGCGCUUUUUUGCCUAUUUCUGCACCGGCUUUCUAGGGGCAGUGCUUGGGGUGAAUUUCCCCAACCAUAUCCAGAUAGGGGGGCUUUUCCCAAACCAGCAAUCCCAGGAACAUGCCGCCUUCCGCUUUGCUUUAUCCCAAUUGUCGGAACCCCCCAAGCUGCUGCCCCAGAUCGAUAUUGUGAACAUCAGCGAUAGCUUUGAAAUGACCUACACUUUUUGUUCACAGUUCUCCAAAGGGGUUUACUCCAUAUUUGGAUUUUAUGACCGGAAGACGGUGAACAUGUUAACCUCUUUCUGUGGUGCUCUACACGUCUGCUUCAUCACCCCCAGCUUCCCAGUAGUCACUUCCAACCAGUUUGUCUUGCAGCUGAGGCCAGAGCUCCAAGAUGCCCUCAUCAGUGUUAUUGAGUAUUAUAAGUGGAAAAAGUUUGUUUAUAUUUAUGACGCAGACCGAGGUUUGUCAGUCCUGCAAAAGGUUCUAGACACAGCGGCUGAGAAGAACUGGCAGGUGACAGCUGUGAAUAUUCUUACCACCACCGAAGAGGGUUACCGCCUACUCUUUCAGGACCUAGACAAGAGCAAAGACCGGCAGAUUGUGAUAGACUGCGAGUCAGAGAGGCUGAAUGCAAUACUAACCCAGGUAGUUGUAAAGCUGGAGAAAAACAUUAUCGGAUAUCAUUAUAUUCUCGCAAACUUGGGUUUUAUGGAUAUUGACAUGCAGAAGUUCAAAGAAGCAGGUGCCAACGUGACAGGAUUCCAGCUGGUGAAUUACACAGAACCCAUGGUAUCCAGAAUCAUGCAGCAGUGGAAGAAUUAUGAUGGACGGGAACAACCUCGCUUGGACUGGAAGAAACCAAAGUACACCUCUGCCUUGACUUAUGAUGGAGUAAAAGUAAUGGCCGAAGCCUUUCAGAGUUUAAGGAAACAGAGGAUAGACAUUUCUCGCCGUGGGAAUGCUGGGGACUGUCUAGCAAACCCUGCAGUGCCAUGGGGGCAAGGAAUAGAUAUCCAGCGGGCAUUACAACAGGUUCGGCUGGAAGGGCUAUCAGGGAAUGUCCAGUUCAAUGAGAAAGGCCGUCGGACCAAUUAUACACUGCAUGUGCUUGAGCUGAAACAUGAGGGAAUCCGUCAGGUUGCACAUUGGAAUGAAGAUGAUAAACUUAUCCCAUUGGCAACAGAUGCUCAAGCUGGCAAUGACACCAUUGGGGUUCAAAACCGGACAUACAUUGUCACCACAAUCAUGGAGGCUCCCUAUGUUAUGCUGAAGAAGAACGCUGAUCAGCUAGAAGGCAAUGACCGAUUUGAAGGCUACUGUGUAGAGCUGGCUGCAGAGAUCGCCAAGCACGUUGGCAUCAAGUACAAGCUGGAAAUUGUGAAGGAUGGAAAGUAUGGAGCGCGGGACUCUGAUAUGAAGGCUUGGAAUGGCAUGGUGGGAGAGCUGGUGUAUGGGAGAGCCGAUUUGGCUGUUGCUCCCUUGACAAUAACACUAGUCCGUGAAGAGGUUAUUGACUUUUCCAAACCAUUCAUGAGCCUGGGAAUUUCAAUCAUGAUCAAGAAGCCUCAGAAAUCCAAGCCUGGAGUUUUUUCCUUCCUGGAUCCACUGGCUUAUGAAAUCUGGAUGUGUAUAGUCUUUGCAUACAUUGGAGUCAGCGUGGUUCUCUUCCUUGUGAGUCGAUUCAGCCCAUAUGAGUGGCACAAUGAGGAGUUUGAAGAAGGAAAAGAGCAGCCGACAAAUGAUCAGACUAAUGAAUUUGGCAUAUUUAAUAGCCUGUGGUUCUCUUUAGGAGCAUUUAUGCAGCAAGGAUGUGAUAUAUCCCCAAGGUCUCUCUCAGGACGAAUUGUUGGGGGUGUCUGGUGGUUCUUCACUUUGAUCAUUAUUUCAUCUUACACGGCAAACCUAGCAGCCUUCUUGACAGUUGAAAGGAUGGUCUCACCUAUAGAGAGUGCGGACGACUUGGCCAAGCAAACUGAAAUAACCUAUGGGACCCUUGAUUCUGGAUCUACUAAAGAGUUUUUUAAGAGAUCAAAAAUUGCUGUGUUUGAAAAGAUGUGGACUUACAUGCGUUCCGCAGAACCCUCCGUUUUCGUAAAAACAACCGAGGAAGGGAUGAAUCGAGUGAGAAAGUCAAAGGGCAAAUAUGCUUACCUUUUAGAGUCCACCAUGAAUGAGUACAUUGAACAACGAAAACCCUGCGAUACCAUGAAGGUGGGAGGUAACUUGGACUCCAAGGGAUAUGGCAUUGCAACUCCCAAGGGGUCGCCACUGAGAAAUCCAGUAAACCUGGCAGUGUUAAAACUGAACGAGCAGGGGCUUUUGGACAAAUUGAAAAACAAAUGGUGGUACGACAAGGGAGAAUGCGGCAGCGGGGGAGGUGAUUCCAAGGAUAAGACAAGUGCACUGAGUCUCAGUAAUGUUGCCGGUGUGUUCUACAUUCUCAUCGGAGGUCUGGGAUUGGCCAUGCUUGUUGCCCUUAUCGAGUUUUGUUACAAAUCAAGGAGUGAAUCCAAAAAGAUGAAGGGUUUCUGUUUAAUUCCGCAGUCAACAGUCACAGAAACAGUCCGGAUGGCAACUCUACCCAGACCUUCAACAGCAGGAGGAAGCGGUGAGAACGGGAGAGUGGUCAGCCAUGACUUCCCCAAAACCAUGCAGACGAUUCCUUGUAUGAGCCACAGUGCAGGAAUGUCUCUGGGAGCAACUGGGUUAUAAUACCAGCAGACUUCAUGCCUCCUAGUGAAGUAUUGACCCUUACCCUUCCAGUGCCAAAAAACCCAUGAAGGACAAAUCAUAUGGACUUGCAGCCACUCAAAGAUCUGUUUUUGCUUUUAUUUUGUCCUUUUGCCUCCAGCGGCACAAAAGAAAUCCAUCAGUAACUGCAAUAAAGAGCUGAAUAUUGGAAGAAUGAGGAGCCUACAGUGAGGGCUGGACAACUGAAUGUUAUCAACAGACUCUGAAUCCACUGCCCUUCAGCUCAAACAUUUUACUAUGUUCAGUUGUAAAUAUUUUUUUCAAAAUGUUCACCAUUUCCCUUUAAUUUCUUAAUUUUUCGGAUUGUUCCCUGCUUUCAUUUUCCAGUUUGAGAAACUGGAUUUGGAAUUGGAAGAAAUCCGGACACAGUAUCCUGGCACCGCCACCAAUAGAACGGGAGGCAUCAAGAAUAAUUAAGAACAAUAAAAAAAAAAAAAAUAGGAUGUCUGCCAUCUGAAUAGUCGAAAUAAAGGAGACUGUGUCAUUUAAGGAAUGGUCUCAUCAGGCAAACAAGAUAAAAUAAUGAUUUUGAAACAUUAUUACUUAAAUAAGUUCGCCACAGGUGAACAGAAGCAAAACAGAAGCAAAAAAAAAAUGCAAUUAUUAAAAAUGCAUUAUAAGCAGGUUUUAAAAAAGCCAAAACACUGGAAUUGUGAGAAAAUCAGGUCUAAUAUUAUCAGGGCUCUUAUAUGAGAUCUGUAAAGUAUUUAAUGAAAGUAAAAGUAAAUGGAAAGGAAAAGACUUAAAGGAACAUUGGAACAGUAGACGUUAUCAUGAAUUCCAACUCAAAGCCAUGAAUUAUUCAUCUGUUUGGACACUACAUAAAUAUUGGACUCCCAGGUGGGACCUGACUAAGUAUAAUCAGUGCCGCAACAACCCAAAUGCACCUGUUUUUGGUUCUUAGUAAAGCCAUAUUUUAUUUCAGUCUCCCAGCCCACUUCUUUUUUUCAUUCAGCUUCUAGAAUUGCCUGGAUUUAAUAUAUUCCGUGAAGUUGAAGAACCUAUCUCAAGUACUGGUUAACGUGCAAAAUUGAAAUUGGGAGAGUUUGGUUGCCAAUUAUUUGCCCCGAAGAGAUGCAAAUGCCAUGGACUGCUAGGGACACCUAAAUGGACUCAGAUGACCUCUAACCUAAUAUCAACAGGAAUUAGCAAGGUCAAUGUAUGAUAGAUAAUUAAUAUCAUACCCUCAUCCCUUUCCCAAACAACCUUUUUUUGUUUUUUGCUCUUCAAUCAAAACAUUGGUGUCCAUGGAGAAAUAAUCUUUUGAGAAGUUAGUGUUUUUGCAGUCUUUUACUUUAUAUGAUUCUGUUAAUUCCUGUUCUAAAGUGUGAAGCGUAUAAAGAAGACAGAUGCUUUUCCUUCGAACCUUUACUAAAAGUUUAUGUUCACCAGCUCGUAAAUGGGAACAUAUUCUUUACACUCAUUCCUCGGGUAUUCGGAGGAACUUUCCAGCCAUUUGACUCAAGGUGCCAUAAGCAGUUUGCUGCCUUGGGGCUUGAACUCUGAAAUGUAAAACGUGCAUUAUAUGAAGAUUUUCUGUUUUGCACAGAGAGCAUUGUUUGCUCAUUGACUUUGACUUGAAUAUAAGCGCCUACGGUGGGUAGGAGAUAGGACUACAAAUCAGCAUUGGAGAUGUUGAGUGUUCAUUCAUAAUUUGUAUUUUUACUACUUUCUUAAAAACAGCAGUGCGGAGACAAGUUUGGUUUUUAAAUCUGAGCGUGUCAUCCACAUGUAAACCCCAACCGCUUCGGGCAUUUCAUUCUGUUUUUUCUCCCUCUUUGAUACCUGGAUAUUUUCUCCAAAAGGCUGUAUUUGUUUUAGCUCUGAUGUCAAAAGUGCUAAGCGAGAUUCUGUUUGGUCAAAGAGAAGCAUCUUUUUCUUUGUUUUAUAGUUGUGUUGGAGGGACGUGAUUACUCUCUGCAGCAUCUCUUUGCUUCUUACGUAUCUCCUUUUUUUUGUUUGAGUUUCUUUUUUUCUUUCAAUUAAUAUAAAAUAGACGUGUUCUCUUUCA
Molecule: messenger RNA, 5255 nt
Organism: Xenopus laevis (African clawed frog)
Lineage: Eukaryota; Metazoa; Chordata; Amphibia; Anura; Pipidae
Gene: gria1.S
Product: glutamate receptor 1
Exons: 16
Coding region: 494-3205 (903 amino acids)
Biological process (GO): monoatomic ion transport; monoatomic ion transmembrane transport
Cellular component (GO): membrane; postsynaptic membrane
Molecular function (GO): transmitter-gated monoatomic ion channel activity; signaling receptor activity; monoatomic ion channel activity
Source: RefSeq, a predicted model, not a curated record